Molecule: messenger RNA, 1788 nt
Organism: Zychaea mexicana
Lineage: Eukaryota; Fungi; Mucoromycota; Mucoromycetes; Mucorales; Lichtheimiaceae
Exons: 4
Coding region: 289-1590 (433 amino acids)
Molecular function (GO): zinc ion binding
Source: RefSeq, a predicted model, not a curated record
CAGCAUUCAAACCUCUCCCCCCCCCUUAUUUGCAACUUUGAAGGAGAGAACAUAAACGAAUACGACACCAGCAAGCGAAGAGAGCAUAAUACAUACUGAAAAGCUACUACCACACUUGCACUUGACAUACAAAAUAUAGUGUUCGUGAAACCAACCUAAUAAUAAUAAUCCGCUUUUUUCACACACUUGACUUUCAACCUCUCUCCCCCCUUCCUUCCUUCCUUCUUUUGUCUCUCUCUCUCUUUUCGCAACGAAGUUCAAUAAUAUUUAAUUUUUUCAACAUCCAAAAUGUCACAACAUAUUCAGGAUGAACGACCACUCUUAUCUACGCCAAUAAACUCCUUGCCGCUAGAGUCUACUCGAGUCUGUCGAAUCUGUUUGGAAAAAGACGACAAGUCCAAUUUCAUCUCACCGUGCAAAUGCAAAGGCUCAAUUAAAUACGUUCACGCACACUGUAUAGGGUCAUGGAGAAGAUCCUUGGCACAGAAUGGGCGACUCAAAGAACUAUAUCACUGUACUUUAUGUCAGCAACGAUUCCAAGUACGCCAUCGACGACGAUGGAUGGCACUGUUAAACUAUAAAGCUUCUCGCAUCUUGGCAACUGCUGUCAUUUUGAUACUCGUUUUAAUUCCUGCGGGCACGCUGAUGAAAACACUCAUCCAUUUAUCGGUGCAAUUAUCAAACUAUCCGGGCGGAAUACACGAAGUGUGGAGCACUGGAUCACUUAUGAAAAUCAUCAUUGCUUCGGCUGAAAACUCCCUGCGACGCACGUUCCUCAUAUUCACCGACCUCCAACCCGACGAAACGUUUUCCUCAUUCGCAACACAGCGCAAAGUCCUCUAUACACCUUUCCCUGUCUGUUUUCGUUCAUCCACUAGUAACGACCACUCGCUUGUCACCAACACGCUUUUGUACUACUUUUUAUUUCCCUUAGCAGACGAUCGGUUAUGGCAUUUCAUACUCUGUCGUCUCGAGCAUCUCCAUCUUGGUUUCUUUUUGCUAGGUAGCAUCAACAAUAUUUGGUUCACGUACAAAAUUUUAAACGAUAUGUUUGACAUUGUGUUGGCCGUACAACAACAAGAUCAAGUGGCCGUCGCAGGCGAUGGUGGUGCUAUGGCAGGAGAAGGAGGCGGUGGUGAUGGUGGUGGUGGAGCAAUACAGCAACCACCCGUGAUGGGUGACGACGACGGCAACGACGGAAACCAAGAGCAUGAUAUAAUGCAAGCAGCAGUUGCCGUGGCAGCAGCAGCACAAAAUGACCAACGCAUCGACAGUAUCACACGACGACUUGGAAAGCUUGUGAAAGGAUUCUUGUUGAUGUACUGCUGCUCCCUGGUUGUGCUCUUUUGGAUCCACUUUAAUUUGUUUGCGUUCCAUAUUGACGUUCGUGACCAGGAUGGAGAAGAGAAAGGAUUGGAGCAGGCGUAUAGCUCGCGCCAGUUCGUCGCCGAGUUUCCGCUAUGGACAUUCCGUUGGAUUACGCUAGGAAUUGCUGUAGGUGACUUUGCAACGCGUGGUAUCUAUGGAUGGCUAGCACGAAUUACCAACUGCGUUGAGGAUGAAGAAGUCAUAUCCCGGACGAUAAUGUGAAUAAUAACCCUAUCUCACUCACUCUCUCCACUUCUGCACGUACAAGCAACAUGCUCUUAAAAACCAUUCACACUAACGACAACGACCAUUGUUGCUUACACAAUCAUCAUCACCGUACCAUCCAUUCUCCUUCAACUUUCACUCCACUGUCUCGAACAAAAGAAAAGAACCCCAAUGUAUGUGUGCCCAAACCGUCGU